Messenger RNA from Mucor mucedo, 1392 nucleotides. RefSeq names its product kinase C-like protein. The record is from RefSeq and is a predicted model, not a curated record. Gene Ontology annotation, biological process: protein phosphorylation. NCBI's taxonomy places the organism in Eukaryota, Fungi, Mucoromycota, Mucoromycetes, Mucorales, Mucoraceae. The transcript is spliced from 8 exons. Gene Ontology annotation, molecular function: protein kinase activity; ATP binding. Bases 123 to 1289 code for a protein of 388 amino acids.
UGUGUUGAUUCCAUCAUGUGGUGGAACCAGGCGUUUUUUUUUUUUUUUUUUCAGCUUUUUUUUUCUAUUUUCUUUUUUUCUCUCUUUCUUGAAUUGUAAAAAUAGAACAAGAGUUUCAUAACAUGGGGAAUGUCGAUAGUAUACCACAAAGUGAAGGCCAAUCUGUAAACUUGUCACAAUUUCAAAUUCUAAAGCCACUGGGACAAGGCGCGUUUAGCAAAGUAUACAAGGUCCAACGAAAACAAAAGCUUUACGCGCUUAAAGUGAUGCGAAAAAAUCAAUGUAUUCAUACCGUAGCCAAUAUUAUUCGAGAACGAAACAUUCUAGAAUGCUUAGAUCAUCCACUUGUUUGUAAUAUGCGUUUUGCAUUUCAAAACACGCAUUGCUUAUUUAUGGCCAUGGAUCUCAUGUCAGCUGGCGAUUUACGAUUCCAUCUAUCAACAAAACAGCAUGAUGAAAACACAAUCAAGUUUUGGAUCGCAGAACUUAUUUGUGCUGUCAAAUAUCUACACUCACAAUCCAUCGUUCACAGAGAUAUCAAGCCAGAGAAUAUAUUACUGGACGCAGAAGGUCAUGUUCAUCUAGCAGAUUUUAAUAUCGCUUGUCGUCUUCCCAAACGCAGCAGGAAACUCACCUCCAUGGCAGGCACUGCCGUCUACUUUGCACCGGAAAUGUUUAGAGGAGAAGGAUAUGACGAAGACGUGGAUUGGUGGAGUCUAGGCAUUACGUUUUAUGAAUGCUUGUACGGCAAACGCCCUUGGACUCAUUGCACAGACAUAACUCAGUUAGGUCGACAUGUCCUAACCGAGGACAUUACGUAUCCCCGUCAAGCCUCACUUCACUGUCGAUCGGCCCUCCGCAGCCUACUGGAAAAAGACCCUAAAAAACGAUUGGGUCAUGGCGUUGUGUCUGGUUGGCAUGGUAUCGCGCGACACCCUUUUUUCCAGCAUAUUCAGUGGUCUCGUAUCGACAGUAAAGGGUAUCAACCUGUGUACACCCCCAUCAUUGGACAAGAGGAAAUGUGUGUGACAGACAAAGAAGAAGGAGACUGCGCACCCAAAAGUAUCGAAAGCCAUGUGUCACAACAAAAAACUCGAGAUUUUAAUAUCCAGAACUAUGCGUCGUUUGAUUACACGAUAUUUGAUCAAUACCAAGGUUUUAUUGACGAACAAUGCAUGACAGUGGGUCCACCACCUUAUUGGGUUAAACCCGCUUUUCCUGGGGCUGAUCAUAACCUUUUACCUAUACCCAAAGUUUACCUUGAGACCACACCUACCAUUACCAUUUAAUUAUUUUUUUUUUUUUUGGUGGUGUGUAGAGUGUGACUUUGUUUAAGCAAUUCCACCACGUUCUUGUUUUCCUUUAUUUUUUUCAUCACCGUCCCCCUCCCCC